AAAUAAUAGGCUGCCAAUGUCCGUCCUCCAGUGCUGUAGGCGGCAGUAAAUCUUUCACAAGUCGCCAAGAUACUCGGUCAUAUUGUUUGGAGCAAGACUCUGCAUCUCGUGUGAUUUUAUUUAUUUAGAUUUUUUUUUUAAUUUGUUGUGCAAUUUUAUGUCCCGGAUUAUUAAUAACCACUUGAUCUAAAGGGCAGGUAUGGCGAUUCCGUAAAACGGCGUAGUAUGUUGGGCAGUUUCGACUGGCAGUAGUAACCCUGUUGGUUGGCACUUCUGUGCUUUUUCUGAUGAUGCCCAUCACCACCGUUUUCGAACAACGGGCUCUUUCAUGGCUUCCCAAGGGUAAGCAUGGUCACAUGCUUAGAGGGUCUCGGUGGCUCACAAAGGAAAUCGACAAGUAACACAGAAUCAGAUAGAAAGAAGACAGUUAGCGGACAGCAGUUGACCCAAAUAAGGGAGUGAAAUGCCACAGGUGACAGAUUGACUUGACUUCAGAGGUCAUGGCCCUGUGUAUUAAAAGUGAACCUGAACUUUGCUUCAUCCGUCCAGCGGAUACAGCUGCCAUGCAGAAUCUUGAUACUGAGAAAAUUCGCUUGGGAUUGUGUGUGGAAUCUCAACAUGCACAGACAAGGAUUAUUGACCAUGACACUAUCUGGACAUCACAACAUGCUGACUCUCAGUACACUGAUGGAGAUGAAGUUGCCAUCCACCAAAACAAUUGUGUCACACGCGGAUUUACAGCUGAAAAAAGUGCGGUGCAUCUCUGUGAACAGGAUCACAAAGAGAGAUCAGAAGCAGAUGCAUUAUUUCAUGAUGAUCAGCCUGCUUUUUCCUUUCUGAAUAAGAAUUGCACUCAUGAAGAAUCUGAUUGGUCAGGCUCUACCCAAUCCAGAAGUAGUUCUAUUGAUGCAUUUAAUAUAAAAUUAUACACGCAACAUAGCUCAAAUGGAAUUCUCUCUGCUUCGGAUUUUGUAAGCUAUGGAUCAUAUUUGACCUCAGCAAAAUCGAGGAAAACCCUAUCGGGUGAAAAAACAUACAGUUGUAAUGAGUGUGGAAAGAGUUUCACAAAUACCGCUGCCUUAACGAGACACACGAAAACACACUCGACUGAAAAAAAAUGCAUCUGUGCUCAGUGUGGCAAAGGAUUUAUUAAUCAGUCAUACUUGAAGAAACACCAGAGAGUUCACACAGGUGAAAAGCCCCAUGUAUGUUCGGAAUGUGGACAGAGAUUUACUGUGUCAUAUUCUUUAAAAGUGCACAUGAGGUUUCAUUCUGGUGAAAAACCAUAUCAGUGCACCGACUGUGGAAUGAGGUUUUUUACCCGAGCAACCUACAAGAACCACAUUUUAAACCAUUCUGGAGAAAGACCAAAUGUCUGUGGUCAGUGUGGAAAGAGUUUUAAGGAUGCAGCCUCUUUACGAAGACAUUGUCACUCUGAGAAACCUUACAGCUGUAGUGAAUGUGGAAAGAGUUUUACCAGGUUAUUCCGCUUAACUAUACACAAGAGGGUUCACUCUGGGGAAAAACCGUACAACUGUACUGAAUGUGGAAAGAGUUUUACUCAGGCAGCAAAUUUAAAGAUACAUAUGAGAAUUCAUUCCGGUGAGAAGCCGUACAGUUGCACUUUGUGUGAGAAAAGUUUUACACAAGGAAGCGGAUUAACAGUACAUAUGAGAACUCAUUCAGGAGAAAAACCAAGUAUGUGUGACCAUUGUGGGAAACAUUUUAAGUAUAUGUCUUACUUAAAAAGACACCUUAAAGUUCAUUUUGGUGAAACAUCACAAGGCAGAUUGGCAAUGACUGUUAAAACUGAAUCUGAUUCAGAUUGUGCCAACACAGCAUGUACAGCCAUCAUACAAAGUGCCAAUGUUGAUGAACUCUAUCUGAAUGCAGGACAAAUCAAAUCUGAACAUGUUGAUCCAGAUUAUGUUCAGGUGACAGAAGACCCCAAUACACAGUGUGUCGAUAGUGAGAAAUUUACUGAAGCAAAACUUGAGUCAAGAGGACGUCUAGCAAUUUUCAAGAAAAUGGACAAUUCAGAUGCAAUGCAGGAUCUCCGUAUUGUCAAGGUGGGACUAGAAGAAUGUCUGGCAUCUGAGCAAAUUAAAAUUGAAACGAUUGAUCCAGGCUAUGAUCAGGUGAGAGUCAAUGUUGAUUCACAGUUUGAUGGUGACAAAAUAUCAGAUGUGAAGUGUGAACUUAGUGACAGUGUAACAGAUUUCGUUGAGUUUGCAACUAAUUCUGAGCCUGAGCUGUGUAAAGAGGACGAAGAAGAGAGAUGUAAAAGGGAUUUAUUAACUCCAGAUACUGGACAGUUGUCAUUUUCCAGAAAUGAUCACAAUAAUCAAGAAAGUUAUUGUGUCGAUUCAUUCCAAAUAGAGCAGCACCAGCAGGAUAACUCAAAUAUGAAUAAGCAUGGUUGUUUGGAUUGUGGAAAGAGUUUUAAAAGCCCUUCUACCUUAAAAAUACACAAAAAAACUCAUUCAAGUGAAAAAACACACAGAUGUAAUGAAUGUGGGAAGACCUUUGCAAAUCGGACCUAUUUGGCUAAACACGAAGAAACUCAUUUAACAGAAAAAACAUACAUUUGUCACCAGUGUGGAAAAGGAUUCACGAACAGAUCCUACUUAAAGAAACACCAGAGGGUUCACUCAGGAGAAAAGCCCCACAUUUGUUCUGAGUGCGGACAGAGGUUUACUGUAGCUUAUUCCUUAAAAGUUCACAUGAGAUUCCAUUCAGGUGAAAAACCGUAUCAGUGUGCUGAGUGUGACAUGAGGUUUUACACCCGAGCAACUUUUAAAAACCAUCUGUUAAAUCAUUCUGGAGAAAGGCCAAAUAUCUGUGGCAAAUGUGGGAAGAGUUUUAAGGAUGCUGCAUCUUUAAGACGACAUUGUCACUCUGAGAGACCUUACACUUGUACUGAAUGUGGAAAGAGUUUUACUCGAGCAAUUCACCUAACAGUGCACAAAAGGAUUCAUUCUGGUGAGAAACCGUACACUUGUACAGUAUGUGGUAAAUGUUUUAGGCAGGCAAACUGCUUAACAAAUCACUUGUGGAUUCAUUCUGGUGAAAAACCAUAUAGCUGCACUCUUUGUGGGAAAGGUUUUACACAAGUAAACUGCUUAAAAAAACAUUUGAGGGUACAUUCUGGUGAAAGACCCAACUGCUGUGAAUAUUGUGGAAAAUGUUUUACGGAUGUGUCAUAUUUAAGAAGACAUCUUAAAGUGCACUUGGGGGAAAGACAUCAUUGUUGCACUGUGUGUGGAAAGAAAUUUUCUGACAUCAGUAACUUAAAAAAACAUGAGAGGAUCCAUUCAAUUGAAAAAGGUGAUAUAGAGAUUUUAGGCCUAAACUCUUGAAGAAAAAAAUUAAAAACAUGCAUCACACACUGUUAUGUAAAUGGAUACCCUAGAAAUUUCUAAAACUUAAAUUUAACACAUUUGAAAUAUGUUCAAAUAUUUUAAGUGUUUUAAAUUAUUCAACAUUUUUCUGUGUAAGUGAAGUCUGCUAGCCUUUUGUAAAGAGUGAUCACCUCUUGCACAGAUAAAUUAAUUAUUCUUUGUGAAAAUUUUAUAAUGCUAAUCAUGAACUUGUGACUAUUUAAUCUGUUUAUCAAUGUAUACUUAUUCUACCUAUGUAUGUUUACAUUGUCAUUGUUUUCAUCGUUUGUUUAAUUUUUUUAAGUUUAAGUGAUCACCUCUUCCACAGAUAAAGGUGGAAUUAAAAUGAUAAAAUUUUCACAAAGGUUAAUCAUGAAUUUGUAACUGUUUGAUUUGUUAAUCUAUUAAUAAAUACUUAUUUUCCUA
This is a messenger RNA of Brienomyrus brachyistius, 3806 nucleotides long. Its product is annotated as zinc finger protein 471-like. Gene Ontology annotation, biological process: negative regulation of transcription by RNA polymerase II; regulation of immune system process; regulation of cytokine production. The record is from RefSeq and is a predicted model, not a curated record. Bases 501 to 3359 code for a protein of 952 amino acids. NCBI's taxonomy places the organism in Eukaryota, Metazoa, Chordata, Actinopteri, Osteoglossiformes, Mormyridae. The transcript is spliced from 2 exons.